This is a messenger RNA of Hevea brasiliensis (rubber tree), 737 nucleotides long. RefSeq names its product TMV resistance protein N. The transcript has 2 exons. The coding region runs from base 97 to 669 and encodes 190 amino acids. The record is from RefSeq and is a predicted model, not a curated record. Gene Ontology annotation, biological process: signal transduction. Lineage: Eukaryota; Viridiplantae; Streptophyta; Magnoliopsida; Malpighiales; Euphorbiaceae.
UCUAUAAAUACCAUUCUAAGCUUAUAGAAGAAAGACAUAACAAAUGACCCAUCAAGCUUCCCAUUCAAAAGUUUUUCAUGGCUCUUUGUUAAGGCCAUGGAGGAAAACUCUUUAGCUUUAUAUUCAUCAUCAUCAUCAUCAUCAUCAUCUUCUUCUUCUUCUUCUUCUCAACAAUGGAAAUAUGAUGUUUUUCUUAGCUUUAGUGGCAAAGAUACCCGUAAGAAUUUUAUUAGUCAUUUGUAUAAAGAGUUUUGCCAAAAAGGAAUCAUCACAUUCAAGGAUGAUAGAGAACUUGAGAAAGGGGAAACUAUUUCUCAAGAACUCCUCAAAGCAAUUGAAAGCUCCAAAAUUUCUCUUGUCAUCUUUUCAAAAAAUUAUGCUUCUUCAACAUGGUGUUUGGAUGAACUCGUAAAAAUUUUAGAAUGCAAGAACUCUGGCAACCAAAUAGUUUUGCCCAUUUUCUAUGAUGUGAAUCCAUCAGAAGUUCGAAAGCAGAAUGGGAGUUUUGAAAAUGACUUUGAACAUUAUCAGCAGAACGACGAGAGGGUGCAACGGUGGAGACUUGCUAUGACUCAAGUGGUCAAUUUUUCUGGAUGGAAUUUACAAGACAGGUUUAAAUUUGCUGAAUUGCAAGGGAAACUAUCAUGGGCCUCGAUUAAGAGAUGUUAAUUAGGAAAAUCAAUGUUAUGCUCCUUUUAUUAUUAUUAGUUUUGCCAGUUUUGUCUUUAACGUGCAUC